This is a messenger RNA of Cladocopium goreaui, 1778 nucleotides long. The record is from the annotation of a GenBank genome assembly. Lineage: Eukaryota; Dinophyceae; Suessiales; Symbiodiniaceae.
GUACAAAAUCCAGCUACCUCGCUGGUCGGCGCCGAUAUAACGGCGGCUGCACUGCCUACACCAAACGGCCGCAAGCGCCCAUUUGCGGGCCAAGCGGCACGGGCUUUGCAGUCGCCGCCAACCAGUGCCACAUCAUCGUCAAUGGUGAGUGCUGGGUUGGCCAAUUCGCCGUGUGGCGGUUUCCCGUGAUGCAACCGUCGGACAUCCAGUUCACAUCCAACCCCAUCCUCCUUAAGUUCCUUGAUUUCACGCCCAGUGGCACGGAAGUGCCCAAAUUCAAUGCUGCUCGAGCGCAUGUGGAGGGUCUUGUGGAGAAAUCCAGCCCGACCCGGUUGCGCAGCAUAAUGCAAUAUCGAGAGCAUUGUUUGCAUGUUCCAACGCCGCAAAUCCGAGGGCUCCUCACUGCAUUGGCAGAGAGAGCCCAGCAACAAGUUUUUGAUGCAUCGGAUCCCGAACGGGACGCGGCCUUAAUUCAUUGCGUCCGCCUGGCCGUCGCUGCCGAGAAGGCUUACGACGCGCCCAAAAAGGUGGACGCCAAAUCCAUAAUUCAAUUGGGGCGCCGGCUGCUGAGAGAGGCAGGUUUGACGAUCCAGUCACCACGCUCUACUCAGCGGAUCCGGGAAGCAUUCAAAUUAGGGCGUGUCCAUAAAGAAGCGCACAUUGCACUGCACGCCCUCCUGCCCCGAAUUCCACUAGGCAAGGCUUGGCUUCCUUUGAAUAAAGUCACCUUGUCAGCCGCUGCCGGUCACGCCAUCCGUGACCGCAUGUUUCACCCCAAGUGCAUGAAUGGCCUUGCGGAUCCUUUGGAGCAUAUGGCGCUGGACGAAGUCGCCGGUGUCUUGUUCCACCACUUGGCCAGCGUUCCAAAUCUCCGAUCGUCCGUGCAGGUCUGCCCUGCCCUGAUCCCAACACCGCCCGGGGCCCCGUCCGCUGUGGACUGGUCAGUUUGGCGAAGAAGUCGCCUCCGCCAUGCAAUCGUCAUCACCUAUAAUAAGGCCAUCUGCAGACAGGUGAAGAAUCUGGAUCAAGCCAAAGCAGCUGAAACAAGGCAAGCAGCUGUGAAGAAAUAUGGUCCGUCUUUUCGAAACCAGCACCCAUCGGCCCUGAUAAGAGAGUCCAACCACCGCGAGUUUCCUUGCAAUGGCAGAAGUGACCAGCUCUGCAAAGCACGACUUGCAACACACGUGGCGGUUGCCUUAGACUUUUGGUGCCUGCAUCACUUUGCAUACAGCCCGUCGCAAUUCGAGUACUAUGCGCUCUUCAAGAAGGGUAUCUCGCCGGCCUGGCAGGACGAAGACCGCCAAUGGCAGCUGCUCCUCCGAAAAUCCACCGCGAAACUCCGGUAUGCGGCCGGGGUUGACGGUGCGGAGGAGCACCUCGGACUCGACAUUGUCCAGGCCCACGGACAGCGCGGACGGCUUUGCGCCACCGCGCUGGGUUCCGCAGCUGCAUGCUGCCUGCCAGCUGCGGACCAUGCUCUCCGUGACAGAGAACGCGCAGACUCGCUCCUGAAGAAGUUCUUGACCGAGGGCAAGAAGGCCUUCGUCGAACAAAAUGCCCGCACCGCCUGGGGGCUAGCACGUCACCGGGCACGACCCCCAACCGUACAGCAGGUGGUGCGGGAUCCGCGGGAGCGAGCAAGUGCGGCGGCUGCUGCGCGACAGGUCGACCUGUUGGCAGCCGAUCGCACCUCGCAACACCGCGUCGAUUACCUCCUUCAGACCCACAUCGACGCGGAGCCCUGGCGCAUCGACCGAGGCGCGCCAUCACGCAGCGGC